This is a messenger RNA of Penicillium hordei, 1332 nucleotides long. RefSeq names its product zinc-binding alcohol dehydrogenase family protein. The transcript is spliced from 3 exons. The record is from RefSeq and is a predicted model, not a curated record. Lineage: Eukaryota; Fungi; Ascomycota; Eurotiomycetes; Eurotiales; Aspergillaceae. The coding region runs from base 1 to 1332 and encodes 443 amino acids. Gene Ontology annotation, molecular function: oxidoreductase activity, acting on NAD(P)H.
AUGUCGACUACCUCUACUUGCCUCCAACUCGAAGAGUUGCAGAAGACCCCAACUAAUUUCCACCAAUACCUGUCUUCGGAGUCUCUUUCAGAUUACUCCAAUGAGUCAAGAUCUGAGAGUGAGCCCCCCUCGCCGCGGUCUGAGGAGUCAAGACAAAAAGUCUUGCUUCUCAAGGGGGCCCGUGAACAGUAUGCAUUGGUAGAUGAUCAUGCUAUUCCUUCUGUCUUGCAUGAUGGAGAGAUUCUUGUCAAGGUUCUUACGAUCGGCCUCAACCCAGUCGACUGGAAGGGACCGGCAUUCAACUUUGGUAUCCCCAGCCUGCCAUGGAUCAACGGGCGGGAUCUGGCUGGCCUUGUACUACAAGUUCCCAAAGGGUCAUCACGUCUUCGCGUAGGCGACGUUGUGUUAGUACCAUCAACAGAUUACCGGGAUAUUAGGAAAGCGGCAUUCCAAGAAUACGCCAUUGCCACCGACUUCAACGCUGCCCGAAUUCCUUCUUCAACAUCUAUUCACGCUUCAGCUUCUGUCGGAGUCGCAUUUGUUGCUGCUGCGUUGGCUUUGGGUGUCUCAUUUGGACUAGACUUCUCCCUCAUCACACAAGUCCCCGGACCUAAUUUGCCCAAUAUCAUCAAAAAGCUCGACAGAAAUGAUAUACCCGCCGAUAUACAUGAAGAAUGCUUUGCCUCAUUAUUGGACUCAGAAAAGCCACAACGUGGAGACUGGGUUGCUAUCUGGGGAGGUAAGACAAUCAAUGCCUCCAUUACUACCUACGAUCUGACCACUAACAUUCAUCCCGCAGCCUCAACAACCACUGGUCUGAUAACUCUUCAACUGGCGAAACUCGCCGGAUUACGUGUGAUAUGCGUAGCCGAUGCAGUACGGCAUGGCGCAAAGCUUGUGAAAUCUGGUGCAGAUCUGCUGGUCGAUCGACAUGACCCUGAUCGUGCAGUGGAAAUUAUUCGCGGUGUCACUGAGGGCAAGCUGCGGUAUGCCAUUGAUAUAGUCGGAAGAGAGACAGCAACGCAGCUUGAAAAGGCUCUUAAUCCUGAUGGACACGCCCAUCUCCUUGGAUUAUCCGGUCUGCCUAAAGAGAAAACCCUCGGGGUACAAUAUCACACUGUGCCCAUCAAGCUCUUCCAUACGGCUCCCACCGUGGGUGAAGCGAUGGUGUGCUGGUUGGAAGAUCUUCUGCACUCGACGAAUCUCACAUUACCGGAAAUUGUUCAUGCAGAAGGUGGGUUAGAAGGUAUCAAUGCGGCGCUUGAGACGUUGCGGAGUGGUUCUGUGUCUGGAAAGAGGAUCGUGGUCGACCUGGGUUCUGCGCCUCGAUAG